UUUAUCUCAAUUGUCUUCCUUGACAGCCGCAUGUAACAGCUUCUCGUAUACAGUCUCCCCAUCUCAUCUCAUCCUAGCUAGCUAGCUAAUAAACAGUCAUAGCAUGUCCUCUCCUACCCAUGCUGGCGAAAAGCAACCCUUGCUUCCACGACGGGGUCUUGGUCAAACUCGGGAAACUGCGACGGAUCACAGCAAUCGCAUUCUGUUUCCAAAACAAGCCCGAGCUCGAAAAGCGGUGGCCGAGUUUCGGAAAAAGACACGUCCGCCAACUCCGUGGGAAGGCCGUGUGGGAAUGCACUUGCCCGUGGAUGAAAUUGAUAUCGAACAAGUGGCGCAGUCCGUGACAGGCUGGAAGGCACUGUCGGAGUUUGAAGUCGUGCGGUUGUUUCCCGAUACUACAACUACGAGUAGUAGUACUACGCAACAACCACAACAACACGGAGAGGGAGAAGAACUGCCCGAGAUUUUCGUCUUUUCGUUUGGCGCUUGCAUCUUUUGGAACUUUCCCAAUGAAGCUGCGGAAAAAGAAUGGAUCUCGCAAACACUCUUGCAAGAACUCAACGAGUGUUGCGGAGAUUCUUACAAAGACGACGAAAUUCAAGAAGCCAUGGAUUCCGUGUCUUUUCAAUACUAUGCACCUCCUGCUGCUGCUGCUGCUGCUGAAAACAACAACAACAACACUAGUCAACCACCAAUAUUCACCAUUAAACGAGACGUCUGCACGUUGUCCACCAAAGAAUCGGGUGAAAAACUGGCCGUUUCCUUUGCACUCGCGAAAAGCUCCCUGUUGAGUCUCUACGAACUCCGCGUACAACAAGUCAUUGAACGCAAUUCACAUUUGCCAGAAGAAAUGGUCCAAAAGGGCCGGGUCCACAUGUCCACACACGAUUUGACGCGCGAAAUUGGACGAUUGUUUCUGGUCAAACACGGCAUCAAUCUCGAUCAAAGUUUGAUUGAUACCCCGGAAGAAUUCUGGGAAGACGAUCGCUUUGAAUCGACCUAUGACACCACUCUCAAAUACUUUAAAAUCACCAAGCGAUUGGAUCUCGUCAAUGAACGACUUGAUAUGGUCGGGGAAUUACACAACAAAAUCUUGGAAGAGAAUCAUACGCAUCAUGCGGUUGUUUUGGAAUGGAUCAUUAUCAUAUUGAUUGUCAUGGAGGUACUCAUUGAGGCACUGGUGUUAGUCUAUGAAAAGUCUUGAUUGAAUUAUUUGAAAUAGCUUUUGUUAAAAGUCUAGCUAGCUGGAAAUUUUAUGUUGU
Molecule: messenger RNA, 1262 nt
Organism: Seminavis robusta
Lineage: Eukaryota; Bacillariophyta; Bacillariophyceae; Naviculales; Naviculaceae
Source: the annotation of a GenBank genome assembly